UCCUCUUCUUCUGCGUUUCCUUCACGGCUCACCCACAACAAACAGAGCGGCUCUUAAGACACCAAAAUGCCCCAGACAGGCGGAUAUUUGUAGAAACGUGAUAGGAUACGGCUACUCGUGCACUAUAAGACACAAUUGAGGCCGAGCCUUCCCCACUGUCGUGAGGUGGAAGUGGUAGCUCGCUGUAACUUGUCGAGCCCGUGAGCCAAACUUCACUGCUCUUGCUAACACAGCCAACUGAACUUGGAGGACCAAGAGAGCUUCCCUGUUGGCUUUUUAAAGACAACAAGAAACCUAGGUAACAGGACUACACCUAUGAUGUAGUCGUUUCACCGUUCCGGCCAACUGUCUAACUACCUUCUGAGGAGGAAUUCGAGAUCGUUCUCUAAUCACAGCGAUGGAUGACGACACGCCGACCCUGAAGCCCAGACGGAUCCAGAAUCAAAACGUGGUUCAUCGUCUUGAGAGGCGCAGGAUCUGUUCGGGCCGACCCGGAGCUCACUGGUACAGAGUACGGUGCUUCCACCAAAAUCUUUUCCCCAACUUCACUGUGGUCAACGUGGAGAAGCCCCCCUGCUUCCUCAGGAAGUUCUCGCCAGAUGGACGCUGUUUUAUUGCCUUCUCUUCUGACCAGACUUCUCUGGAGAUAUAUGAAUAUCAAGGCUGCCAAGCGGCUCAGGACCUGCUGAGAGGCCAAGAGGGAGAGACUCUUGUAACGGCCAAUGACCAGCGUUCCCUCAACAUCAGAGGCCGCCUGUUUGAGCGCUUCUUCUCCUUGCUCCACGUCACCAAUGUGGCCUCGAACGGAGAACACCUCAACCGGGAGUGCAGCCUCUUCACAGACGACUGCCGCUAUGUCAUUGUCGGGUCGGCUGUGUACGUCCCAGAGGAGCCGCCGCCUUACUUCUUUGAGGUGUAUCGCAACAACGAAUCUGUGACUCCCAACCCUCGGUCUCCUCUAGAAGACUACUCCCUCCACAUUAUCGACCUCCACACUGGCAGGCUUUGUGACACCAGGUCCUUCAAGUGUGACAAGAUCAUCCUGUCCCACAACCAGGGCCUCUACCUCUACAGGAACAUCUUGGCUGUGCUGUCGGUCCAGCAGCAGACCAUACAUGUGUUUCAGGUCACUCCAGAAGGAACAUUUCUAGAUGUGAGGACGAUUGGGCGGUUCUGUUAUGAGGACGACCUCCUGACUCUUUCAGCAGUUUACACUGAGGCCCAGGCUGAGAGUCAGCCGGGCUUCCCCCGCCUUUACACUGACAAAACCAUCAACUCCCUCAAACACAGGCUGCUGGUCUACCUCUGGAGGAGGGCUGAGCAGGACGGCAGCGCCACCGCUAAGAGGAGAUUCUUCCAGUUUUUUGAUCAGCUGAGGAGGUUGAGGAUGUGGAAGAUGCAGCUGUUGGAUGAGCACCACCUCUUCAUUAAAUACACCAGCGAAGACGUGGUCACACUCAGAGUCACCGACCCCUCGCAGCCGUCGUUCUUCGUUGUGUACAACAUGGUGUCCACGGAGGUGCUGGCCGUCUUUGAGAACACCUCCGACCAGCUGCUGGAGCUUUUUGAGAAUUUCUGCGACCUGUUCAGAAACGCCACGCUGCACAGCCAAGCCGUCCAGUUCCCCUGCUCCGCUUCAUCCAACAACUAUGCCCGGCAGGUCCAGAGAAGAUUCAAGGACACCAUAGUGAACGCCAAAUACGGCGGGCACACCGAGGCGGUGCGUCGGCUGCUGGGUCAGCUGCCCAUCAGCGCCCAGUCCUACAGCAGCAGUCCUUACCUCGACCUCUCCCUCUUCAGUUAUGAUGACAAGUGGGUGUCAGUAAUGGAGAGGCCCAAGACCUGCGGAGAUCACCCCAUCAGGUUUUACGCGCGGGACUCCGGCCUGCUGAAGUUCAAGAUACAGGCCGGCCUUCUGGGGCGUCCAGUUAAUCAUGCCGUGCGGCGCCUGGUCGCCUUCACAUUCCACCCCUUCGAGCCCUUCGCCAUCUCUGUGCAGCGCACCAACGCCGAGUACGUGGUCAACUUCCACAUGAGGCAUGUCUGCGCGUGAGGAGCUUGUGUUCCUGUGCAAACAAAUGACAGUCACACUUGGAAUCAAAUUGCAGGAGCGGUGGGUUUCUGUUGGCAGCCACUGGUGACAAUACAGCAAAUCAUACCCUCCAUCUGGAGGCACAAUACAGUUGUUCUGUUAGUCGCCCUCUCCUCCUCCUCCUCCAGAGGAAAUCGGCGGUCCUCUCCCUGCAUUCUCCACCUGAUGGAAACCACUGCUCCUCACCUCUUCCCCCCUCCAUCACACAGUGGUCACACCACUUCCGCCACUCCUCCCCCUCCGCGAGAAGGCAGCAAUUCUGCCUUUUUUCUUUUCCACACUGCUUCGCCACCUCGUUCCCCCUUCAUCCACGGAACAAAAAGGGACCUGUAGGGAGGAGAGCCUGGAAUAAGUGUAAAUGGAGAUGUAGAGAGAGUGAUUGAUGUGCGACGGAGGUGGGAAGCCGUAGGUAGCCGGACCUCUUAGAAGGGAACCAAAGGUGUAUUCUUUUUUUUCCUACCGUGCACUGAAAAGCUGCACAUUCAUAUCAGAAUUGCUUUUCCAGUUGGUCCAUGACCAGCUGUGCAACAAACUUUCUUUUUUCUCACAUGGAUUGGGAAAGAGGUAAUUUUAUAUUAUAUUGCUUUUACACGUUUUUACAUAGUACCACUUGUAUAUAUUUUAU
This is a messenger RNA of Anoplopoma fimbria (sablefish), 2717 nucleotides long. RefSeq names its product DET1 partner of COP1 E3 ubiquitin ligase (gene det1). The coding region runs from base 398 to 2053 and encodes 551 amino acids. The transcript has 9 exons. The record is from RefSeq and is a predicted model, not a curated record. Gene Ontology annotation, biological process: positive regulation of proteasomal ubiquitin-dependent protein catabolic process; protein ubiquitination. Gene Ontology annotation, cellular component: nucleus; cullin-RING ubiquitin ligase complex. Gene Ontology annotation, molecular function: ubiquitin protein ligase binding; ubiquitin-like ligase-substrate adaptor activity. NCBI's taxonomy places the organism in Eukaryota, Metazoa, Chordata, Actinopteri, Perciformes, Anoplopomatidae.